AUGAAGCUGCGCCCGAUGUCUCUAAAUCGAGGUAAGGUAUGUACGAGGGCGGCCUCCCUUCAUCUCCGUUUACUCCUAUUCACUCUAUCGCUCUUCCACGUCUCUCAUCCUUCCUAUUCAACAGUCUACAUACAACACCUUUCCCCAUGUCUCGGCUCUCGAGGCGUCACAGCAGACACACACACACAUGCGUGUCCAAGGAUCCCCAAGUCCCAAAAACGACGCUACGCCCAAAGCUUGGCACGGGUGACAUUUCGGGUGGCCCACACCAGCUCUGAGCCAGCAAGGAACACUCACCAGCGGUCCAGUGGUCCAGCGGACCUCGCGCGCCCCACGUUUCGCCCAAUCGUCAGCCGUGCCGUUCUUCCCGCCACAGCGGGCGGUCCCUCCCUGGUCUCCAUCCAGAAGUCCAGAGCCCAAACGAACCUGAACCUUGAAGCACAUCCAUCCAUUGCCCGCUACAAUUCUCUCACUCUCCACUGGCAUCCGCUUCAUCGACGAGAUCCCGUCGAUGGUCUUUCAGCUCACUCAUGCGUUGUUUGUUUCACGGCAGUGAUUGGAGAUGUUGAAAACCGGGGGAUUGGUGGGCACUGGGUAAAUCGGCUCGGAUAUCAAUGCCUAGCACCGUAA
Messenger RNA from Colletotrichum costaricense, 630 nucleotides. RefSeq lists its product as uncharacterized. Lineage: Eukaryota; Fungi; Ascomycota; Sordariomycetes; Glomerellales; Glomerellaceae. The coding region runs from base 1 to 630 and encodes 209 amino acids. The record is from RefSeq and is a predicted model, not a curated record. The transcript has a single exon.